AUGGCUUCAUCACAAGAUAAAGAUUUCCGACGAGAUAAUUCAGAGGUUGAACUCAGCGCCGCCGCAAGAGAAUUCAAGAUUUUCAGUUCUCAUGAUCAGAGGCAGCCGCCACCGCCGACGGCGGCAGCACAGCCACUUCGCGCGGCGGCGCCAUUACUUAAAGAAGAAGAGCAUGAUCACACGAUGGCUGAGAAACCAACUCCACAGCCACCACCUGCAGGAACAGUUCCGCCGCCGCAGAUGAAAAGAUCUUCGACAAAAGACCGCCAUACGAAAGUGGAGGGGCGGGGGCGGAGAAUCCGAAUGCCGGCGGCUUGCGCCGCCAGAGUCUUCCAGCUGACACGUGAGCUCGGCCACAAGUCCGACGGCGAGACCAUACGUUGGCUGCUGGAACAAGCGGAGCCCGCCAUCGUAGCCGCCACCGGAACCGGCACCGUACCCGCCAUCGCCAUCGAAUUCGUCGAUGUGAACGGCGUCAGCUGCCCCCCGCCGUCAAACUCCGCCGCCGCCACCGCCACCGCCGGCGCUAAUAAUUUCUCCAUAAUCAGCAGUAAUAAUUCCGCAAUUAUCUCGACCAAUGGCGCUUCGGUUUCGGCCCCACUGAUGUCGGUGAUACCAAUCUCCGCCAUGUGGGCUAUUCCGAUAGUGGCGUCAAACUCAAAUUCAUCAACCCCGACAUUUCUCAUCUUCCCGCCAAAUCAAACCGCGCAGACGGUUCUCGCGUUUCAGCCGACGGCGGCUGCUGCUGCUCUGAACGUGACGCCGGUGGUGAAUUUCUCCGCCGCGCCGCGGCCAGUUUCUGCUUUCCUCUCCGCCAUGCAACCCGCCGUACGGAUGCCCCAGAUGAAUCUGCAGACUUUUAUGAGUUCGAACUCGGCGGCGGAAAGACCGAGUUUUCCGAGUUCAAGCAACGGCGGCGGGGGCUCCGCCGCGAACAAGGCUCAAAUGCUGAGAGAAAUUUCUUGGGAUAUUCGCGAUAAAAAGGAGUUACCGGCGGCCAUGGCUACUCGUUCGGCUAAGAACUGA
Molecule: messenger RNA, 1026 nt
Organism: Erythranthe guttata (spotted monkey flower)
Lineage: Eukaryota; Viridiplantae; Streptophyta; Magnoliopsida; Lamiales; Phrymaceae
Source: RefSeq, a predicted model, not a curated record